Messenger RNA from Encephalitozoon romaleae SJ-2008, 654 nucleotides. RefSeq names its product 40S ribosomal protein S6. Gene Ontology annotation, biological process: translation. Bases 1 to 654 code for a protein of 217 amino acids. NCBI's taxonomy places the organism in Eukaryota, Fungi, Microsporidia, Unikaryonidae. The record is from RefSeq and is a predicted model, not a curated record. Gene Ontology annotation, molecular function: structural constituent of ribosome. The transcript is spliced from 2 exons. Gene Ontology annotation, cellular component: ribosome.
AUGAAGUUGAACAUAGCAUAUCCGACGAAUGGUACACAAAAGAUAUUUGAGAUUGAAAGGAGGAAUGAGGUCAAGCUGUAUGACAAGAAGAUAGGGGACCAGUUUGAUGGAGGGAUUCUUGGAGAAGAGUUUGAAGGAGCAAUCAUGGAGAUCACUGGAGGGGAUGACUACCAAGGAUUCCCUAUGGUGAAAGGACAUCUUACAAAGAAAAGAGUGAGGCCCCUGCUAUCGAAGGGAGAUGCAGGGUACAGAUGCAGGCGUAAGGGGGUAAGACGCCGUAAAAGCGUCCGAGGAUCUAUUGUUUCUGAGGAGAUUUGUGUGCUGAACCUUAUAAUGCUGCGUCCUGGGGAGAAGGAGAUAGAUGGCCUUACAAAUGCUGUCAACGAUGUGUCCCACCUUCCCAGAAAGGAGAGUAAGCUCAGGAAGAUGUUUGGAGUUCCCGACGAGGAAAAGAACGUUGUGGGAUACAUCAGGAACAUAUUUAAGGCUGAAUGUGAAGACCCAAAGAAGAUACCCAAGAUUCGACACAAUGGAAAGAGAAUAAAGAAAGAGCAAGAAAGAAAGGAGAGCAUCAGGAAAAUGAAGCUGGAAAGAAAAAGAAUCUUGGAGGAGGAAAGGAAAGCUUACCUUGAGAAAUAUUUCAAUAAAGCUUGA